Solanum verrucosum is the source of this 494-nucleotide messenger RNA. RefSeq names its product probable inactive dual specificity protein phosphatase-like At4g18593. The transcript is spliced from 2 exons. Gene Ontology annotation, biological process: protein dephosphorylation. Lineage: Eukaryota; Viridiplantae; Streptophyta; Magnoliopsida; Solanales; Solanaceae. Gene Ontology annotation, molecular function: protein tyrosine/serine/threonine phosphatase activity. The coding region runs from base 16 to 420 and encodes 134 amino acids. The record is from RefSeq and is a predicted model, not a curated record.
AAGUGACCUAGUACCAUGGAAGCAGCUAAUGUUAGUAUUGAUAGUUCUCAAAAAGCCUCUGAUGUUAGUAUUGAUCCAAAACCUCAAGUUAUAUACCGCUGCAAGAAAUGUCGAAGGAUAGUUGCAUCAGAAGAGCAAGUUGUUCCACAUGAACCUGGUGAAGGCCAAAAAUGUUUCAAGUGGAAAAAGAGAAGCGACAAUCCCUACAAUGAGCCACCUCAAUGCACCUCUAUUUUUGUUGAGCCCAUGAAGUGGAUGCAAGUUGUGGAAGAUGGUUGUGUCCAAGAUAAGCUUCAGUGCCUGGGUUGCAAAGCUCGGCUUGGUUUCUUCAAUUGGGCAGGCAUGCAGUGCAACUGUGGAGCAUGGAUUAACCCUGCAUUUCAGCUGCACAAGAGUCGACUAGAUGAGUGUCAUCUUUAAAUGUUUUCUAUUUAUUAGUUAUGUAAAUCAGUUAAGAACUAACAGUCGUCCUACCCGCGACUUUUUUUUAUUGG